AUGUCAGCCAGCUUCAAAACUUUAGUUCUUAUCGCGUUCAUACUCCGCUUCCAAUUUCGUCAGCUGGCUUUAACCAAUAGACAUUCAUUAUGUUCCCGAGGCGAAAAAGUGGUUAAACUUAAAAAAAAUUGGCAGGAGAACAUUGCGCAGUUUGAUCAAAUGAAAAAAGAUUUAAGGGACCGUCAGAAAGCCAUUAUGGAGUUUUAUGCGCUAAUGCGAAAUACCCACCAAAAGAUGACUGGUCUGGGACAUAAGGUGAUCCUGCCACCUCCUGAUGACUUGCACAUCAUGAAUGUAGCCAAGCUGACUGCAGAUCAGCUGCUACACCUCUGCUCUGUCCCUCAGUCUGAUAGGAAUAUUAAAGGUAGUCAGUCAUCAACUAAAACACCACUGACCGUGGACUUGAACAAGUUAUAUAAUAUGCCUUCGAAGUUAGUUGCCACUUGUGAACAAACCCUUUUUAAGAGAAAGGAGAUAAUAGAUUGGUUUGAAACUUUGAAAACGGAGGAAAAGGGUAUUGGCAUGCACAAACUAUCCAAGAAGAUAAAUGAAUUCAAUGCAGAGAAUGAAAUGUUAAAGUGCUCUUUGGGACAAGCUAAAGGAGAGUUUCUCAAAGAAUUGACCGACAUAAUAGAGUUUUUGAGAAAAACUGCGAACGACACAGUUGCCCUACAACUGCGCAUAGAGGAGCUGACAUGCGAGUUGUCUGAUCUUAAUUCACAGAAUUGUGAUUUACGAAAACAGAUCCAUAAUUCCGAUCACCUGCGGUCACAGAUAAAUAAAAACAAAGUUGAAGAGCUUGAAAAGGAACUCAAGGAAGAGAAGUGUAAGAAAAUAUUUAUAAAGGACCGUUUAUCUCGAGCGGAGGGUCAAAUCAAGAUGGGUACAGAGCGCGCGUCUCAAUUAGAAGCAGCUCUUGAACAGGCACGGUCACAGAUCUGGACGCUGGAACGCACCGUCCAACAAUUACAUGACCAGUUAUUGACAGAAAAAACUAAAUUUCAGAACCGAAAACUACAAACCGAAUUUGAUAAUGAACUUAACAAAUUAAGAGAAUCUAUCAGAGAAAACACGACGCAUUUGGAAGAGAUUGGAGAAGCUCGUGAAAAAUUACAAGCUGAAAAGGAAGAUUUAGAGAAGCGGCUCGGUGACCUGUCGAAUUAUUAUAAUGAAUCGCUUCAGGCUUUAAAACAUGAUAUGAAUAUAAAUGUAGCUAAGCAUAUUGAAACUGAAAAAAAAUACGAAGAAGAGAGAGAAGAAAGAAAAAAGGUUGAAGAAAGAUUGGAGGCAGUGUGCAACCAAUUAUUAGAAACCGAACUUGGAGCAAAAGAAUUGGCAAAAGAGUUGCAGGAGACGAGAAAUAAAAUAAAUAACGCAGUGACAUUUGAACAAGAGUUAUUAGCGGCUAAACGAGAUUUAGAGGAAGCAACAACACAAAUUAAAGAUUAUAGAACAAGGCUGAAUGAACAAAGUGAAACGAUAAAAGAGUUUGAGAAUAAUAUCAAAGAGUCAAUAAGUUUGGAAGAAACUUUGAAAAAUACUCUAUUUAGCAGGGAAGAGUAUAUUGCCGAACUUGAAAAGAAACAAUCGUUAUUAGAACACCAAUUACAAGAAAGUCGUGCACUCUUGAUAGUGGUCGUGGUCAUGUGUCAGUCGAGUCUUGCGCCACCACCGCCUCUCUUGCGAUGCGACGCCAUGAACUUCUAUGUUUGGCGGCUAGGGAGUUUUCGUUGA
Molecule: messenger RNA, 1734 nt
Organism: Spodoptera exigua (beet armyworm)
Lineage: Eukaryota; Metazoa; Arthropoda; Insecta; Lepidoptera; Noctuidae
Source: the annotation of a GenBank genome assembly